AUGGUGAGCUUAAGAGGUGUUGCAAUAACGGGUCCUUUAGGCAAGCAAACGUUCAGUCCUCUCUGCAUAGGAAAAUCCCCAUUCUUAUAUUACAUACAGUUUCAAUCCCCAAUUCGACUAUCAUGCGUUCGUCUCAGCCAGCGAGCUGAAUUAGAAGAAGCGAUAGCGAUGAACUGCAUAGCCACUGAACUGAUAAUCGCAGUCCUCUUUCUAAAUGAGGAUUAUCGUGCUUGCUGCCUACUGGGUAAUGGUGAUAAACUGGGUAAUGGUGAUCUUGACACAGGACUACAAAUCUGUGCCGAGUUUCGGAAUGUCAACAUGGGUUCCGUCUAUUGA
This is a messenger RNA of Cylicostephanus goldi, 336 nucleotides long. The record is from the annotation of a GenBank genome assembly. Lineage: Eukaryota; Metazoa; Nematoda; Chromadorea; Rhabditida; Strongylidae.